AUGGGGCGAAAAAACAAGUCAAAGUCAAAAUCUCACAGAUCAAGGGCAGAUUAUCGCCAACGGGCAAUGAAUGCCUAUGAGCAGGCUACGAUAGAAGAGGAAAAGACGUCUAAAGGAAGAGGUGAUAAAUUUAGUGAUACAGAUGAAAGUGAGGAUGAUAACGUGCAAACAAAGUAUGAAGAUACAAUCAUUGAUGCACGAGCCCUUUUGAAAGAAGGAAAAUUGGAGGGUAUAAGUAAGGAUGAUUUUGAGGACGAAGAAAUUGAUUCAGAUGAAGCAUUCGGAACUGAUGAGGAAUAUGAGGAUGAGAUUUUGGAUAAUGGGGAAUUUUCAGAAGAUUUAGAUGAUGAGGAGAACCUUCAAUACGAUCAUGUGAAUAAGGAUGAACUUCUUCCUUUAUCGGCAAUUUGGGAGGAGGACGAUAAAGAGCUGGUUAAAGAAAAAGUUACGGACAAGAUGAAAAAAAGAAUCGAAGAUGGAGGGAAGCAAGAAGACAUUAUACUAGAUGAGAACAUUAGUAGCAGUGAAGAUGAGAGUGAAAUUGAUUCAUAUAAUAGUUCUUCUUCAGAAGAAGCGGAAGACCAAGAGGAAGAAAAUCCAUUUGAUGAAAUUGAUGAGACGGCAGAAGACACCAAGCCGUUGAAAAGCGUUAUAUCAAAGUUGGAAAAAGCGGCUCCAAAGGAGGGAAAGAAAUUAUCUUCAUUGGUUAACGAUACAUCCAAGGACAGUCAGUAUAGUCUUCCAACUACCGGAACAUCUAUAAGUUUUGCAGAUAUGCUUGCGGGUGUUAGCGAGGCCAAAGACCAAACACUUUUAAUAAAUACAGAAACUCCUCAAGAAGGAAAAGAAGAAUCGGACAUCAAGAAUGGAGAAACUGAUAAUGGUGCGUUUGCAAUUCCGCUUCCCCAGAGCAUAGAAAAGAGACAGGAAAGAAAAGCAGCUUAUGAUAUUCAAAAAGAGGAAGUGAAUAAGUGGAGGGAUACAGUAGAAGAGAACAGACGAGCAAGAGUACUUGAUUUUAGUCGUAAACCACUGAAACACAACACACCAUCUUCAUUUUCGCCAAUAAGUGCACCUUUGAACAAGCUUGAGACAAAACUUGAACAAGUGAUAAAGGCAUCAAACUCUGAGAGCAAGAAAACAGAAGAUGUGUUUGAAAAGAUUGAAACCGCAAAAAUAUCCAAGGCCGACUUGAUAAAGCGUACAAAUGAGCUCAGGCUGAUGAGGGAAUUGAUGUACAGAGGUCAGAAAGAUUCUAAAAGAUUAAAGAGAAUCAAGUCGAAGGCGUACAGAAGAAUCAUGAAAAAGGAAAGGUUGAAGAACAAGAGAUUGGCAGAGGAGGCAGAGGGCAUAACAGAAGAUGCCGAGGAGGAUGCCUACGAAAGAGCAAAAGAAAGAAUGACGUUAAAACAUAAGAACAAUUCAUCCUGGGCCAGGAAGAUGAUAAAGAGCGGCAUGUCAAAAGAUUCGGAAAGCCGUGAGGAAAUGGAGGAAAUGAUGAGGAGAGAAGCCUCUUUGCGUAAAAAGCAACUUGGCCAGAGGGAUAACGGAGAUAGUGAUGAUGAGAGAAAUCUUUCCGAUUUAGAGCGGGAUAUCCAGGAAGGGGAAGAAGCAUCCGAAGAGAAAUCUUCAUUAGGCAAAGGCAUUAUGAAUAUGGACUUUAUGAAGGCUGCUGAGAAAAAGGAAAAACUUCGUAACUUGCAAGAAAUUGAGGAACUUAGAAAUAUACAGGAAGGUGGAGCCACCAUGGUAUUUAAAGAAAAAGCAAAUGCGGUGAAUGUGAAUCUUAAUUCUGGACGCCGGAUCUAUACUCCUCAAGCGGCUGUUGCUGCUGAACAUUUAAACAAGGAAAUGGAAAAGGUGGCAAAGGAAGUUGAAGAUGAUGAAUUGCGUGAUCUUGACCAUAGGCUACAGAAGAAUGUUUCUGCGCAAAAUCUCAAGCUUAAGCAAACGAGGCGUCAAAAAGGGGCAAAUGAUGUAACGCAAGAAGCCGAUGUUCAUAAAUCUGAGAAUCAGAAUCAAUCAGAUUCAAACGAUGAGUUCAAUCCAUGGAUGGAUGCUGAGGAGGAUAUUACAGAUAAGACGGGGCAUCAUUCUUCGAAAAUACAGGUAGUGGAUAAGAAUUCCAGUAAGACUGUCAAGGCAGCGGCUAAAAUUGAAAAGAAGAGGCUAAAGGAAAUGGAAAGAAGAAAGAGGAAGAGUCAUGAGGAUACGAGUGCCGAUGUACAGAUUGCUGACAAGUCGACCAUUAAGAUUGUAGGUUUUAAAAAGAGGAAGACAUCUGAUGAUGAUGAUGAUGACAAGUUGCACACAUUCAAGCAAAAGGAUCUUAUCAGGGAUGCUUUUGCAGGUGAUGAUGUAAUAGAAGAAGAGUUCGAAGCGGAGAAAAAAGAAGUGGAGGAUUUGGAGGAUGAUAAGGAAGUGGUGGAGGAUACCUUACCGGGUUGGGGUUCAUGGACCGGUGAUGAUGAAAGCACAAAUAAGAACAAUAGAGGAAAGGGUAAAAAAGGAAGGUGGGGAAAGAGAGAGCCAAAGACCACAAUUGUUGAAGGAGUUGUAUCCAGAAAUAAAAGGAAGGACAAAGAUAGAAAGAAUGUGAUUAUAAAUGAACGUGUGAACAAGAAAAACGAGAAAUAUUUGGCUGAUAAGGUUCCUUAUCCGUAUAAAACUUGGGCACAAUACGAAAGAUCUUUGAGAACACCUCUUGGUCAGGACUGGAAUUCCAAGAGUACAUAUAGGAAGAUCAACACUCCAGCUGUUAUUACCAAGUUUGGUGAUGUGAUUAACCCAUUAAAGAUGCCAACUAAAAAGGAAUGA
Brettanomyces bruxellensis is the source of this 2817-nucleotide messenger RNA. RefSeq lists its product as uncharacterized. The record is from RefSeq and is a predicted model, not a curated record. Bases 1 to 2817 code for a protein of 938 amino acids. Gene Ontology annotation, biological process: rRNA processing. The transcript has a single exon. NCBI's taxonomy places the organism in Eukaryota, Fungi, Ascomycota, Pichiomycetes, Pichiales, Pichiaceae. Gene Ontology annotation, cellular component: nucleolus; small-subunit processome.